Messenger RNA from Pogoniulus pusillus (Red-fronted tinkerbird), 2510 nucleotides. RefSeq names its product ribonucleic acid export 1 (gene RAE1). Gene Ontology annotation, biological process: RNA export from nucleus; transcription-dependent tethering of RNA polymerase II gene DNA at nuclear periphery. Bases 174 to 1280 code for a protein of 368 amino acids. Gene Ontology annotation, molecular function: RNA binding; ubiquitin binding. Gene Ontology annotation, cellular component: nuclear pore. The transcript is spliced from 12 exons. The record is from RefSeq and is a predicted model, not a curated record. Lineage: Eukaryota; Metazoa; Chordata; Aves; Piciformes; Lybiidae.
CGGCAGCAACCCCGCGUCUCCCUGCCCGCUCAGUGCGCAGGCGCCGCCACCGCCCCGCCGGCCACGGCGCAUGUGCGCAGAGAAGCGGCCUGUUCCGCGCCGGAGCGGCUUUGACUCCUGGGCCGUGUCGUUGGAGGCACAGAGUUGGGGCUGGUUCGUCAUACGGGGCAAAGAUGAGUCUGUUUGGAUCAACAUCGGGGUUUGCUACUGGAGGUACCAGCAUGUUUGGCAGUACCACUGCAGAUAACCACAAUCCAAUGAAGGAUAUUGAAGUAACGUCUCCACCUGAUGACAGCAUAUCUUGCUUAGCAUUUAGCCCGCCAACGUUGCCGGGUAAUUUCCUCAUUGCAGGAUCAUGGGCAAAUGAUGUUCGCUGCUGGGAAGUUCAGGAUAAUGGACAGACAAUUCCAAAGGCUCAACAGAUGCACACAGGGCCUGUACUAGAUGCCUGCUGGAGUGAUGAUGGGAGUAAAGUAUUCACUGCUUCCUGUGAUAAAACUGCCAAAAUGUGGGAUCUCAACAGUAAUCAAGCUAUUCAGAUUGCACAACACGAUGCUCCUGUGAAGACUAUUCAUUGGAUUAAAGCACCAAAUUAUAGCUGUGUGAUGACAGGAAGCUGGGAUAAAACUUUGAAGUUCUGGGAUACCCGUUCACCAACACCCAUGAUGACAUUGCAGCUCCCUGAAAGGUGUUACUGUGCAGAUGUGGUUCAUCCUAUGGCUGCAGUGGCCACUGCCGAAAGAGGUCUGAUAGUUUAUCAGUUAGAGAAUCAGCCUUCUGAAUUCAGAAGAAUAGAAUCUCCUCUUAAACACCAGCAUCGCUGUGUUGCUAUUUUUAAAGACAAAGUGAACAAGCCUACUGGAUUUGCCCUUGGAAGUAUUGAAGGAAGAGUAGCUAUUCAUUAUAUUAACCCCCCAAAUCCGGCAAAAGAUAAUUUCACUUUUAAAUGUCAUCGCUCCAAUGGAACAAAUACAUCAGCACCUCAGGAUAUCUAUGCUGUAAAUGGGAUAGCAUUUCACCCUGUCCAUGGUACUCUUGCAACAGUAGGAUCUGAUGGUAGAUUCAGCUUUUGGGAUAAAGAUGCACGAACAAAGCUAAAAACAUCAGAACAGCUUGACCAGCCAAUAUCUGCUUGUUGCUUCAACCACAAUGGCAAUAUAUUUGCAUAUGCUUCCAGUUAUGAUUGGUCAAAGGGUCAUGAAUUUUAUAAUCCACAGAAGAAAAACUACAUUUUCCUGCGAAAUGCAGCAGAAGAGUUAAAGCCUAGGAAUAAGAAGUAGCAAGUAUGAGUCUGACUUGUGUUACUCUACUGUUUUUCUGCCAUUCCUGCCUCUACUCCACUGCUCUUCUGCCAUUUGUGCCCUGUUGCACCACAGUUCAGUCAACUUUGGGUGGCUAACAUUUAGCAGGAACUGUAUAAAUCCCAUUAAAAGCAUUCUGACUCGCAGGAGAACAUCUUUUCAAGUUAGAUAUUCUGAUGUGUAUAAGAAAGAGGGGCUUGUGUUCUUAUAACCGUUGGCUGUUCCACAGCAAUAAUGAAAUUGCAGCAAAAUCUAAAUCUGGGCUAGACAUUCCUGCUUAGAAGUGCAACCAUUUGUAUCUAUGGAUUUAUUUUAUUAGUGCAACAUUCAGGUGUUAAUUCUAAUAGUUCUGGAGAAGUUGUAUAAAUACUGUAUUUUUUGUAAGUACUCGAAGAAUUGAAAGUAAUUCUUCUCAAAGGAAGCUUGUUACUACUUCUUAUUCAGGGGCUCUUUUAUUGCUUUCUGAUUUUCAAAAUGGAAAUAUUGUCUACUGUAUGCCAAGGAGAAUUGCCUUGCAAAUUGUGUUCCUUCAUGGUUUGGCUGAAUUUGGUAGAUAUGUAAGUGGCCAGCAGCAGUGACAGAAACUCAUGACAGAAGAUGGGUACACUGCAGAUUUUUCUUUAGUUUCUUCUUAUUUUCUGUCAACAGACAUGACUUUGGAGCUGAUUGUAGUUCAGAGGAGAAAUUAUCCAUUGUGCCAGGUGGAAUAUAGCUCAGUAAUAGGAGCAAACCACUAAAAGGUUUGUUUUCCUGAUGACCAAACCAAUUUGUGCAAAAUCCUCAUGGCCUAAACCGGUUUCAAACUGACACCUUUUAGAGUUAAAAGUUGGUUCUUUUACAUCUCUCUUAACAUGUUUUUGUCCCUUAACAGGGGUUUACAGACUGAAAAAAUAGUACACAUUUUUGUAGAAAAUAGUGCUGAUGAGUUUCAUCUUGAUCAAAAAUGCUGUGAAACAAAACAAGUGGCUCUCUUUCUGACUUGAAUCUACCACUGUUUACUUUAGCCAGUUGUAUACAUGCCAAAGUUCUCUUUUUAGAAGUGAAUUAACUGUUGUUUGUUUGGUAUUGACUAAAUAAAACUGGGGAGUCGCAUGUAUAGAAAUAUCUGUCAUCUUGUACAAAUGCUCUGUAAAACUCUGUGGUGUAACCCUUCUGGAUUCAUGCUACAUUUCAAAUAAAAUUUUUAUUAAAUGGGUUUUUUUAAAUAUA